Molecule: messenger RNA, 7574 nt
Organism: Mesoplodon densirostris (Blainville's beaked whale)
Lineage: Eukaryota; Metazoa; Chordata; Mammalia; Artiodactyla; Ziphiidae
Gene: ADAP1
Product: ArfGAP with dual PH domains 1
Exons: 11
Coding region: 72-1322 (416 amino acids)
Biological process (GO): positive regulation of GTPase activity
Cellular component (GO): intracellular membrane-bounded organelle; plasma membrane
Molecular function (GO): phosphatidylinositol bisphosphate binding; GTPase activator activity
Source: RefSeq, a predicted model, not a curated record
GCCUGCGCGGCGCCCUAGCGCGGCGGGGCGUACGCUCCCCACCCGGCGUCGCGGGGGGCGGCAACGCGGCCAUGGCCAAGGAGCGGCGGAAGGCCGUGCUGGAGCUGCUGCAGCGGCCAGCGAACGCGCGCUGCGCGGACUGCGGCGCCCCGGAUCCUGACUGGGCCUCAUACACCCUAGGGGUGUUCAUCUGUCUGAGCUGCUCUGGAAUUCACCGGAACAUCCCUCAGGUCAGCAAGGUGAAGUCCGUCCGCCUGGACGCCUGGGAGGAUGCCCAAGUGGAGUUCAUGACCUCCCGCGGAAACCAUGUCGCCAGAGCCACAUUCGAGUCCAAAGUGCCCCCCUUCUACUACCGGCCCUCAGCCUCCGACUGCCAGCUCCUGCGGGAACAGUGGAUCCGGGCCAAGUACGAACGGCAGGAGUUCGCCCACCCCGAGCGGCAGGAGCCCUACUCUGCAGGGUACCGAGAAGGCUUUCUCUGGAAGCGCGGCCGGGACAACGGGCAGUUCUUAAGCCGGAAGUUUGUGCUGACGGAACGCGAGGGGGCCCUCAAGUAUUUCAACAGAAGUGACGCCAAGGAGCCCAAGGCCAUCAUGAAGAUCGAGCAUCUGAACGCCACCUUCCAGCCGGCCAAGAUAGGUCACCCGCACGGCCUGCAGGUCACCUACCUGAAAGACAACAGUACUCGAAACAUCUUCGUCUACCACGAGGACGGCAAGGAGAUGGUGGACUGGUUCAACGCGCUCCGUGCUGCUCGAUUCCACUACCUGCAGGUGGCCUUCCCAGGGGCCAGCGACGCAGACCUGGUGCCGAAGCUGUCCAGGAACUACCUUCAGGAAGGCUACAUGGAGAAGACGGGGCCCAAGCAGACGGAAGGCUUCCGCAAGCGCUGGUUCACUAUGGACGACCGGCGGCUCAUGUACUUCAAGGACCCCCUGGACGCCUUCGCCCGCGGGGAGGUCUUCAUCGGCAGCAGGGAGAGCGGCUACACAGUGCUGGACGGGCUCCCGCCGUCUACCCAGGGCCACCACUGGCCGCACGGCAUCACCAUCGUCACGCCAGAGCGCCGGUUCCUACUAGCCUGCGAAACGGAGUCGGAGCAGCGGGCGUGGAUGGAGGCCUUCCGGAAGGUGGUGGACAGGCCCAUGCUGCCCCAGGAUGGAAGCCCACUUCAAGCACAAACCCUAGCACGAGACGGUCCUGGAGGCCUGAGGACUCCGGACUCGCCAGACGUGGCAGGUGAGGUGGUGGCAGCGGCCGGCGGAAGGAGGGACUCGGCAGCCCCCAAUGUGGCCAGGUGGGGCCUGAGCUUGAGCCGCUAGGACCCGUUUCUCUGGAACGCCGCUGGGAGCCGGCCCGGCCCGGCCCGACCCCGCCGGGCCUCUGCCCCUGGUGUGACGCCCACGGCCCCCCACUCAUCUCCCGCCCGCCAGACCGCCUCCUCUGAGGCCCCCCAGCUGCCGCCCCCCACCUCCGCGGGACCCCACCCCUGACGAGGAGGCUGGGCUGCGGGGACAGAGGGCCCGCCUGCAUGCCCCCACCCCGCCGUGUCCCCUCACUCCCCCCAACCUCCAACAAGUAUUUAUUAACAUCCGCUGUCAGCUGUGGGGUCCCGGGGGCUGGAGUGGCAGACAGGGCCCUGGCUCCCUCAGCAAGCCGACCUGCGUGUCCGCGGGGGUCCCGGGAGCCAGAGGCCCUGACGGCUGGAGCCCCCUGGGCCUGGGCCACAGGGCUGGCUGCACCCACCCCCGCCCCCAGCCUGGGUCCUUCCCACACCGGCUCCAGACUCAGCGCCGACACGACCUGCCCUCCGCCUGCCCUCACGGUCUGCGAACCCUUUGGAGGAUGGAGGCCCGGGCCAGGUUGCUGCCCGGACCCCAGCGUGCCACUCGCGGUGGUUACCACCACCGUGCCUCUCCCCGGGUGCCCUGGGGGGAUGGGUGACAUCUGUGAGAACAUACCUGGGGGAGGAGGUGAGGGAGGGAAGGAACCCUGUGUGGUGGUGAACUUGGGGGCAGGACGUGCAUGGGGGUCCCGUCUCCCCAGGAAAUCAGUGUGUAGUUGAGGGUGUCACCUGCUGGGUUAUCUGGGUGGCGUCCUGUGUGGCUGAGACGUGCUCCCAGGGGAGCUCUGGUCCAGCUGUUGGGACCAGGAGAGGGGCCCUGAGCCAGGGUGUCCCCCCCCAUGUCACAUCUUGGAAUAAAGUGGGGGCUCUGGCCCCCAGGAGGACCUGCCAGCCAGGAGAGGGGCACCCAAGGGCCUUGGCCUGGCUGUGGGCGACACCCAGGGGAUGAGGGAAGGCACCUUUCCUCCGAGCCCCCAUCGUCUCCCCUCUCAUCUGAGCGAGCGCCCACAGCUCAGACCCAUCGUGCACCUGGAUUCUGAGCAGGGACUGCAGGGUAAAAGGGGGAGCACAAGCCCCCCCCUCCCCUGGCAGUGGGGGCCCAGCUAAGGCUGCCGGGUCAGGGGCCCCCAGGAUGGCUGGGCCGAGGGUGAGAACAGCUACGGGCUCACCCAGGGCCGCGGCCCCUUUCUCCCCUAAACCCCUCCUGCCCCACGCGGUGCCGCAGGGUCCCCCUUUCCCUGAGAACCCAGGUCCACUGUCUUCCAGACGAGGCAGAAGAGCAGCCCCGGGUCAGGAGCGAGAGCCCGGGCUCCCCUAGGCCUUCCUGACCAUGCAGGGCCACCCAGCCACGUGCCCUCAUGGACUCGGCCUCGGGCCCUGGGAGCUCAGGUGCCCACUCAGCACCAGUGUGAGGUCUGUGCACUUGGGUCUGAGCGUGUGCACACCCACAUGCUCUACCCAGAAAACUCCAGAGAAACGACAAAACACCCUGAACAGCUGCAUGACCGGUGGGAAGAAUUUCUCAGAUAAGGCAGGACCCGUAUGGUCCACACCAGGCCCGAGGCUGGCGCAGGCUUGGGCAGCCCCUGCACAGAAGUGGGGGAGUCGCAGACAAAGGUGGCCCACCUGCGACAAGAGCACGACGUGUCCCACUCAGCGCUGAGACCACAGGGCGCCCCCAGCCCCACAGGCUGCUUGAGGAGCCUGUGAGGCCUCACCUGUCCACAGAUGGGGUUUCUGCAGAUUGAAAUAAAACACUGUAUAUUUACAUCUAAAAUCACACCACUCUCAACACUGGCUACUUGCUGCCGCCCACCAAGGACACACUGCGGACGGAACUGGAAAACACCGGUCACGGUGCCCAUGCCCCUCACGGGGGGCGCCCAGGCCACGACCAGCCCCAGGGGCUCAGAAAGGACGAGUGCUGCCAAGCCCAGUAGAAAGGGUUUAUUUAAACUCAACACGAACAGCAACCUUCCUUUGAAUUCCAUUUUUACAGUAAAUAAAAGUGUGUAUUCCGUUCCUUCCCAUGCAUGAUCACUGGGUAUUACUCUACAACUCUUAUAAUUGUGAAAAAAUAAAAGUGUUUCCCAUUUUGUAACUAUCCUGGGGCAUCUGCCACACAUCAGUGAGGAGGGACAGACCUGCUCGUUCCGGGGCCGAUCAUUCGGUUACAACCUAGACAUCAGGUCACAGGAGUCGGUCACCCGGAGACAAUGAACACUGCCCCGCGGUGGUGGACGGUCCUGCAGCCUCCCAGACGAGACACCAUUCCGAACAGCUGGCCGCUCGGCUGCAGCUCCUGGGGUGUGGCAUGGAGCAGCCGCCCAGGCACUCCCCAGGACACGUGCCAGGCCACCCCCGCCCCGCCUGAGGGGCACGGCACCCCCGCUGCGUGCGACAGGGCCCUCCCCAAGCAAACCAGACACAAGGGCCGGGAGAGGAGGCGCGGCAGGGCCUGUGCUUUUUAUUGGGGUCAUCUCAAGGUACACGGCGGCCUGGCCAGCACGGCCCCGGCAGCCCCACAACACCCAACGUGCGGCCCCUCGGCCUCGGCCGGAGCCCGAGGUCUGGACCUGCGUCGGGAGCCGCACCCGCCGCGGUCCAGGCUGAGUCCUGCAGGUCCGCGGGCGUCAGUCGAGCUCAAUGGGGCUGCUGUCGUCCUGACUGUCCUCGCCCUCCUGCUCUGAGGAGCCCAUUAGGCUGCUCAGAAGGUUCCCUGGAAGGAGGUGCACGGCGCUGUCAUGGCCACGGCCGCACCUCACCCGCUGCCCGACCCCCCGGACGCCCCCUCCUCCCAUGGCGCCGUGACCCGGGCCUGGCAAGACUAUAGCGGCUCAACCCCGGAGCCCCAUCCGGGGGGGUCUCUCCACAGAAAUGUGUCUGCUGCGCCAGAGAUGCAGGGAUCCUGCUGGGGCCGCAAGGGGAGAAGACCCAGGUGCCCAUCGAGGGGACACUGCACAGCCGCCAGGAUGGGCCCGGGAGGAUCACGGGUGGCCGAGCAGCAGGUAACUCACUCCCACGUUAAACUCUCAAGUGACACAGAAGUCAGUCAGAUAUUACAGUUCCGAAGGCUACACGUAACAACGUUGACUGCUGUGGGUCUUGUCAAGAUGGACACUUUUCCUUUUUACCUAAUUUUUAUCCAAAGAACUAUCAUGUCAACAGAAAAGCAAAGUUUAAGAAGUGCCCUAAACCAACUCGCAAAGGGGAACAACAAACAAAGGGCAAGCAGUGCCCUCAGGGUAAAACCCUCCUCGAGCUGCAGUGAACUUGGCCCAGUCACCGCACCUGGCGCCGCUGCGGUUGGAAGUUCUGUGGGGAAACGCAGAGAGUCAGACGGGAACGCAGUGCGUAGCUGACAGUCACAGCAGCCCGAGACUGAACAUGCUAAAAUGUCACCAUGACUGAGGACGGACAGACGCUGCAGAAGCCCGAGGUGUGGGCAGGACAGGACACAGCCACCGAGACAAGUGGCCGCCGUGACAUGAGAGCCUGGAGAAGGAAAGUGGCCCCCCACACCUUCCACUAAAACUCCAGACAGACCCAGUUUACAGGUAAGAAGUCCAACUUGUAUUUAAGGGGAAACAGCGUUUAAACUAAUCUGGGAGGCAGGAAGGCCUUUCCACGGAGCCCAGUUUGACGAUGGCCAUGAGAACGACCACCGCUCAUUCCACCCUCCCCCAAGGAGAGCCCCAUGAGCAGGGCCAAGAGCAACAGCACGUCAGAGCAGCGUGACCAAGCGCCGAGGGGCCAGCCCCACUGGUCCUGCCGCUGCAGGCCGUCUGCAGGUCUGCAAAGUGCCCCCUGGAAGGAAGCUAAGGAAACCUAGCACUGCCUGGCCUGCAAGUCACCAUGGGACAGUGGCAGGGCUGGGUAUGAGCCUGCACGUCUGGACUCUGUGAGACAAGCUGUACCUAUUCAAAAAUAAAACUUAAAACAUUAAGGAUGGCAAAACCCACUUCUAAGUGCAGGACUACACUGGUCCCCACCCUGCUGGAGGGCAGGAGUCCGAUUAGGACUCAAGUGGUCUCGGAGCCCCGAGGCUGCGUCAGAAGAACGGGCAGGACACGGAGAGGUGGCCUGGCCUUGAGAGGCAGGGUCAGCCAUCUGGCCACCAGCACCUACCAAGACUGAAGCACAAAGAAAUACAUACUCUGAAGAGACUCUAAUGAGUAAGGGGACUGUGUAAUCUCUCCCAACAAAGAAAAACCUUGAACCUCACGGCUUCACUGCGGAAGCUCCUGAAUUAGUACCACCCAUCCUUCCAAUACCAAACCCAGAAAAGACACUAUGAGGAAAAACAACUACAGCGCAAUAUCCCUUAUGAACACUGAUGCAAAAAUCCUCAACAAAAUACUAGCAAACCGAAUUCAGCAGCACAGUGAGAGAAUCAGACACCAUGACCAAGUGGGAUCUGUUCCUGGAAUGCGAAGAUGGCUCAGCAUGUGAAAAUCAAUCAACAUGUUACACCACAACAGAGUGAAGGAAAAAAAAACCAAUGAUCACCUCAAAUGAUGCACAAAAAGCAUUUGACAAAUUCAACACUCUUUCAUAAAAACACUCACCAAGAAAGAACAUAAGGAAACCAUCUCAUAUUAUGAUGUAAUAAAAGGCAUAUACAACAACCCACAGCAGACAUCACACUCAGCAGUGACAGAUUCCAAGCUCUUCCUCUGAGAUCAGGAACAAGGCAAGGAUGCUGCCCCCACCACUUGUGUUCAACAUGGUACAGGUGACCCCUGAACAACACGGGUUUGCACUGUACGGGCCCACUUACCGUGCAUUUUUUCUAUAUACAUACUAAAGUACUACCUAGUCCGCAGUUGGUUGAAUCCGCAGAUAUGAUGGGCCAACUGUAAGUUAAUAUGCCAAUUUUCAACCGUGCAGGGAAUCAGCACCCCCCCUAAGCUCCAUGUUGUUCAAGGGUCAACUGAACCUGAAGUUCUAGCCAGAGCAAUUAGGCAAGAAAAAGAAAGAAAAGAAUUCCAAGUUGAAAAAAGGUAGUAAAAUUAUCCGCUUGCAAGUGGUAUGAUUUUACUUGUAAAAAUUUCUGAAAAGUCUACAAAAUAACUUAGUUACAGAAACAAUUCCAUUUACAAUAGCAUCAAAAAGAAUAAAAGACUUAGUAAUUAGCUUAACCAAAGAGGUGAAAAAUUGUACGAUCAAAAAACUUUAAAAAAUUCCUGAAAGAAAUUAAAGACAUAAAUGAAUGCAAACAUCCCAUAUUCCUAGACUAAAAGACUUAAUAUUGUUAAAAUGUCAUACUACCCAAAGCAAUGUACAGAUUGAAUGAAAUCUCAAAUCCCCCAAAUAUUUUUUUGCAGAAAUAGAAAAACCCAUCCUAAAAUUCAUAUGGAAUCUCAGGGGACUCAAAUAGCCAAAGCAAUCUUGAAAAAGAACAAACAAAGCUGGAAGUCUCACACUUUCUCAUUUCAAAAUUUACUACCAAGCUAUAGUCAUCAAAAGAGUGUGGUCCUGGCAUAGAGACAGAUAUCGACCAAUGGAAUACAGAGCCCAGAAAUGAACCCUCACAUAUAUGGUCAAAUGAUUUUUGACAAGGGUUCUGUGCCCACUUGAUGGGGAAAGGACAGUCUUUUCAACAACUGGUGCUGGGAAAACUGGAAAUCCACAUGCCAAAGAAUGAAGCUGGACCCUUCUAUAAGUAAAACACCACAUAAAAAAAACACCUCAAAAUGGAUCAAGGACCUAAAUGGAAGACCUAAAAUAAUAACACUCUUAGAAGAAACCACAGGGCAAAAGUUCUGUCACACUGGAUUUGGAAAUGACACCAAAGGCAGAAGCAACAAAAGGAAAAUAGACCAAUUAGACUUCAUGGACAGUAAAAUAGUUUGUGCGUCAAAAGACACUCCAGGGAGUAAAAAGGCAACAAGGGAGGGGAGGAGGAACAGGUGGAACACACAGAAUUUUUUAGGGCCCACAACGACUCCGCACAAUACUGUAACGGCGGAUACACGUCAUCACACAUUUGUCCAAACCCACAGAACGUAAACACCAAAAACGAACCCUAAUUUAUGUAUCGAUAUGUUGGACUUUGGGUGAUAAUGACAUGUCAGUGCAGGUUCACCCAUAAUAAAGGUACCAUCUACUGGGGGAUGCUGAUAAUGGGGAGGCCGCACCUGGGGCGGGGAAGGGGUAUUUAUGCGAAAUCUCUGUACCGUCCUCUUAACUUUGCUGUGAAUCUAUAACUGCUUUAAAAAAAUAAAGU